Molecule: messenger RNA, 573 nt
Organism: Agelaius phoeniceus (red-winged blackbird)
Lineage: Eukaryota; Metazoa; Chordata; Aves; Passeriformes; Icteridae
Gene: LRRC20
Product: leucine rich repeat containing 20
Cellular component (GO): cytoplasm
Molecular function (GO): protein binding
Source: RefSeq, a predicted model, not a curated record
CUCCCGGCGGGACCGGCCGCCCUCCUGCACAGGAGGAUGGGCGAGGCGGUGGCCCGGGUGGCCAGGAAGGUGAACGACACGGUGGAGAACAAGGCGGAUUCCCUGGAUCUGGCCAACUGCAAGCUGAUGUCCUUCCCUGUUGGAGUCUACAAAGCCGUGAGGAGCGUCACCGAGGGCAUCCACCGCAUCUCCCUGGCCAACAAUGAGCUCAAGUCCAUCACCAGCCGAUUUGUCACCACCUUCAGCCAGCUGAGAGAGCUCAACCUGGCAGGCAAUUACCUGCACCGCCUGCCCGAGGAAAUCACCUCCCUGCUGCACCUCCGCGCCAUCGACCUCUCCCGAAACCGGUUCCGGCGCUUCCCGGAGCCCCUGGCCACCGUGCCCGCCCUGGAGACCAUCGACCUGCAAGAGAACGAGAUCGCAGAGGUGCCCACGGACAAAUUGGCCUCCAUGGCGCUGCUGCGGAGCCUCAACCUGCGAGCCAACCCCGUGGGCCCCGAGGUGCGGCUGCUGGUGCGGCCCCUGGUUCCCUUCGAGCUGCUGCUGUCUCCAGAGGAGCCCAUCCAUCCCUGA